Messenger RNA from Stylophora pistillata, 4847 nucleotides. RefSeq lists its product as uncharacterized. Gene Ontology annotation, molecular function: protein binding. The record is from RefSeq and is a predicted model, not a curated record. NCBI's taxonomy places the organism in Eukaryota, Metazoa, Cnidaria, Anthozoa, Scleractinia, Pocilloporidae.
AGGGUGAACCCAAAUUCAAUGAACUUCCUCUCUCGAAUUUUCUGUUGUGAUUCGCCGACUGGCUCCUUCUUUUUGGUGAUAAAGCAGGAAGACAAUGGCCACAACUGCAGCUCCAGUGUCAUUUUCCUCUACUAAAGAGACCACCAAUUACGCAAGACUUUGCCGUCUUCUGGUUGAUGUAGGAUGUCAUGUACUAAGAGACACUUUUGACAGCAUUCAUCCUCCAAGUGAUCUUCACAAAAACCUGAUGACACAUCAUGCCAAACUUCAGAUUCUUCAAAAGAAGAGAGUUUUAAAUCCAACACAAUGGGGAAACCUCUACCCUCCAAUACGUACCUCAGUAUCGUCAAAAAACUUUGACAUAACUCUUCUGACAGUCCUACUAAGGAACAUUUGUAGCCUUAGUCCCCCAGUUACUGGAUGGGAUGCACUUCCCCCUGCCACAGAUAUAAGCACAGAGGCUGACAUUGCACGCAUGAAAUACUAUAGAAAUACAGUGUAUGCCCAUGCUGAUAAAGCAUCUGUGGAUGAUGCAAAAUUUAAUGGGUAUUGGCAGGACAUCAGAGAUGCUCUGGUGAGACUUGGAGGACUUGCAUAUGGAGUAGCAAUUGAUGAUCUUAAGAAUGAAUGCAUGGACCCUUUAUUUGAAGAACACUAUAGAGAACUUCUGAAGGAAUGGAAAAGAGAUGAUGAUAAUACCAAAGAAAAACUGGAUGAGAUUCAUUGGAUGCUUGAAGAACUGAUGAAAGCUUCAACAAGCACAUCAUUACCAAAAGAUGUUGAUGAACCAACUGAACUCAUAAAAAGGAUUCGCCAACUUUACCAGACGCGUGAGGGGCGACAUUCACCAUUUCCUUGGUGUGAGGAGUUCAACUUUGACCUUAAUGACAUAUUUACCAGGCCAACCAUUGUCAGGCAAGGUAAAACUAGACGAACAGCAGUAGAACUGGUAACCAGCAUCACUGCAGUCUUCAAACCUCACAGUGGAUACUCCAAGCCCAGAACUGUCCUGAUUGAGGGAGAACCUGGAAUGGGCAAGACAACUUACUGUCAAAAGAUAGCAUAUGACUGGGCAAAUGGUCAAGAAACUGACCCCUCUUUCCCCAAAAUCAAAUUGGUUCUCCUGCUCAAAUGUCAUGAGAUGACAGGCAACAUCUGGGAAGCAAUAGAUGAUCAGCUACUUCCCACAGAUAUUGAAGAGGAUGAAAGAGAGAACUUCUUCAAGUACAUUCGUGACAAUCAGUCCCAGGUACUGCUGGUACUUGAUGGACUGGAUGAAGCACCUCCCAAUCUCAUGAAGCUGUUUUCAGGCCUUGUUGAGAGCAGAGAACUCUCAGAGUGUCACAUCAUUCUUACAUCCAGGCAAGAGGGUAGCGUUAAGAUAAGCAAGUUUUGUGACACCUUAUGUAAAUUGGAAGGAUUUGCUUCUGAAACUUCUCACAGUUACAUCAAUCACUACUUCAAAGACUUGGAGGCACAGGGACAAAAACUUUUGAGUGACAUUGAACAAAAUAUUGAACUUGGAGAACUGAUUGUGAAUCCCUUAUUCACAGCAAUGCUCUGUCUUGUUUAUGAAGAUUUAGAAGGCGGUCUCCCUCUAAGCAAGACUCAAUUGUAUCUUGAAAUCACAGAAUGCAUUCUUAAAAGAUUUUGCCAAAAGCAAGGGCUGUGUCACAGUAAUGGCAACCUAAUUGACGUUUUCAAAGAACAGCUGGGACAAUUGGGAAGAAUAGCCUUGGAGGCCUUGAAGCGAGAUAUGGUGCAUAUUGAAGAGGGUGAAUUAACUGGUACAAGAAGAAACUCACCUUUAUUUGAAUUCUUGUCAGUUCAGUCCAGCAGCAGCAAAAGAAGAUUCCAUACAUGCUUUCGAUUUUCACACAAGAGUUUUCAAGAAUUCUUUGCAGGUGUUUAUCUCUCUGGUCAAAUUUCAAAAGGGGAGACAAACUUUGAGAGACUGCUUGCAAAUGAAAGAGGAAACUUAAAGGUUAUUGAACAAGUCCUUUUGUUCACAGUCGGUAUUCUUGGCCAUAAAAGUGGGAUUGAUGCCGUGUCACUUUUAAAGAUCAUUACUGAGAAAAGCAAUCUCUCCCAAAAAAGUUGUUUACCAAAUUUUUAUCUGUCUUUUGCUCUGAAGACCAUUGGUGAAUGCUCCACAGAAAAUUCAAAACUUCGAUCCCAGAUGAUACAUUUAUUUGGCACAAACCUACAGCUUCAAUACUUGAUAAUAACUGACAACAGCUUCCCCAUUAAUUUGCUUCUUGAGGCCCUUCAAGUUAACAGCACAAUGACCUAUUUGCACAUUGAUGCUCUAUUUUUGGAAGGCCACUAUAUUGUGUCAUUGGCAAACAUGCUUCAGGUUAAUAAAACUUUAACUACAGUUUUUCUUCCUGCAAGUUGCUUUGUCAGUGGAUACAGUGUGCAGCUACUGGUAGAUGCUCUAAUGGUUAAUACAACACUGCUUCACUUAUACCUUGGCGGUAGUGCAUGGGGCAAUGAUGGAGCCAGGAUCUUGGUGGGCUAUUUGAAAAGAAAUAAAACCUUGAGUGCCUUACAUCUAAAUUGGAGUGACAUUGAUGAUGCAGGAGCCACAGCACUUGCAGAGGUUUUAUGGACUAACACCACUUUAACUGUUUUGGACCUUUGCCAAAACCCUGGCAUUGGUAAUCCUGGUGCUAUGUCAUUAUGUGAGGCUCUGAAAGUCAACAAAAUUCUUGACUCAUUGGACUUGUCUGGAACUGGUAUCAGUGAUCAAGGUGUUCAUUCUCUUGCAGGAGUUCUUAAAACUAAUACCUGCAGCCUAGCCUCUUUGUCACUGUCAGAAAUCAAAAUAAGUCAUCAAAGUUUUAAGUCUAUGGCAGAAGUCUUGAGAGUCAACUCUACUUUGAAAGAACUUGAAUUCCAAGGAAACAAGGUUGGUGUUGGUGGUGCCAGGUUAAUAACUAAAAGCCUUAAAGUUAAUACCACCCUGAAAAUUCUUGACCUCUCAAGGAACAACUUCAAAGCAUCAUGUGGUCGUUUACUUUCUGAUGCUCUUAAAGUUAAUGGGACACUGGAAUGUCUGAUUUUGGCUGAGAAUGCCCUUGGUGCUCGUGGUGCCCAACUUCUAUCAGAGGGGUUCAGGGUGAAUACCUCUCUAAAACAUCUGGACCUUUGUUUCCACAAUGCAGAUCGUUCUUCCUUAUUGUUAAGUGAUUUCGUAUGCUCUUUCCCUCUGGUAUACGCGCUCCUGGCUGUUUCCCCUACCAAACUGACUCAACAUCUGGACCUGUCUAGGAAUUCCAUUGGAGAGGAAGGUGCAGAUUCAAUUGCAGAGACCAUCAGAGUUAAUGCUACACUAACUCACUUACUGCUAUCAGGGAACAAUAUUGGUGAUCGUGGAGCCAAAAAAGUCUCAGAAGCUCUUAAGGUCAAUGUCUCUCUGAAGGACCUGAAUCUGUCAUACAAUUGCAUAUUUGCUGCUGGAGCUGAUUCAAUUGCUGAGACUCUUAAAAGUAAUGCUACUGUCACUGAUUUAGACCUUACUUCUAAUUUCAUUGGUGAUAAUGGAGCCCAGUCACUUUGUGAGGCUUUUAAGACCAAUACCACCUUGACUGCCCUGGAUGUUUCUAACAACAAUAUCCAUUCAGCUGGUGCUCAGGCAUUUGUUGAGCUCCAACAACACAACAACACCCUAAGGCGUGUAGUUUUGACAAUGAACAAUAUUGGUGGUUUAGGUGAACUUGGAGAUCAAGAACUUGAUGAAGUACCCAUGGGAAGCUUGUCUCUUUCCCCUUUUUCACUGGAUUUUUCACAGCGAUUUAAUAAUCAAGGAACUUUAAGUUUGCUUUUGUCUGAAGAAUCUUUGAUGCUUCCUCGACAAUAACACAUUUUGUAAAUUAACAUAUGGAAUCAAGUUGUAAAAUGCAAAUUGCAUCUCCGUGCUUGAUGUGGUAAGACUGACACCCAUGACAAAGUUGUUUCUUAGUCAUUAGUCAAUCCAAUCUGGCUGGAUAGUAUAAUUAUAAGUAAGACCAGAACAAAUUUGUUAUUGUCAUUUGUUUUCAAACACAACAGUCCAUUAACUUUGGGGUUAUCAAUUAGAUUUAUUAGGUGACUGAGGAUUUCAAUAUACAUCUGUAUCAACUUGCCAAUGGUGCCGGUAAAAAAAAACUAAGCUUUAUUUGCUGAUUAUUUCUAGGUUGAGAAUGGGUUUUUCCAAGAGUGAGCAAACUUGAAAAAUAUGUGAUAUGAAAUUGAAAUGAAAUGUACUGUAUCAUUUUGAAGGAAAGCUUUAAGAUGUUUAAGAGUUUUUGUCUACACUUAAUCUCUUAGAACGUUCUGAAUUUUUCUCUUCUUUCGCUCUUGCAAAAAUCCAUUCCCAUUCUUAAUAAUUAUGCAAACAUGAAGAACUCUAUCCUUUCCCCUCUGCAAAUAAUCUGGCAAAAAAUUCCCAUGGACCGUUAAACCCAGCAAGAGAGCCAUGAUCCUUCAUAAAUUCAUAAAAUGACAUGUAGUGUUUCAUGGUCAGUGAAACAUUCGGAUUCAACCAAAUUACAUGUACACGACACAGAUACAACUCAUAUCGUAAUGGUCUGAAAGCAAGGAAGUAUAGUUCAUCGUGAAAACAUUGUAAACUUUAUCUGAAAUACAAAUUGAUUACUGACUUUUUCAAUAGCACGUUCUGAUAGUGUUCUUAGUAUCUCAUUAUUAUUUUAUUAUAACUUUAACUUGAAAUGUGCAUAUUUUAUAGUAUGUAGUGAUAACAUUUAUUAUAUGAUUAAUUCUUAAAUAGGCAUGUUUAUAUGGUUUUUAAUUGCAUUGUCACCAAAAAGCCCCACCAGGGUGUCAAUAAAUUGUAUUGUAUUGUA